Trichoderma reesei QM6a is the source of this 699-nucleotide messenger RNA. RefSeq lists its product as uncharacterized. Gene Ontology annotation, cellular component: plasma membrane. Gene Ontology annotation, molecular function: water channel activity. The annotation marks the transcript as partial. NCBI's taxonomy places the organism in Eukaryota, Fungi, Ascomycota, Sordariomycetes, Hypocreales, Hypocreaceae. The transcript is spliced from 2 exons. Gene Ontology annotation, biological process: transmembrane transport. The record is from RefSeq and is a predicted model, not a curated record.
UUCAAGACGGCCCUCGUCAUCGCCGUGGGCGAGUUCUGCGGCACCUUCAUGUUCCUGCUGCUCUCCUUCAUGGGGGCGCAGACGGCGCUCAACAGCUCCGGCGGGAACCUGGACGCUCCCACGCUGCUGUACAUUGCGUCGUCGUUUGGGACUGCGCUGGCGGUCAAUGUGUGGGUGUUUUAUCGCGUCACGGGAGGGAUGUUUAACCCUGCGGUCACCCUCGGCCUCGUCCUCGUCGGCGCCGUCAAGCCCCUCCGAGCGCUCUACAUCUUCCCCAGCCAGCUCAUCGCGGCCAUUGCCGCCGCCGCCGUGACGGACGGCCUCCUGCCGGGCCCGCUGGGCGUGACCAACGGGCUGGGCAGCGGCACGAGCGUCGUCCAGGGCCUCUUCAUCGAGAUGUUUCUGACGGCGCAGCUGGUGCUGACGGUGUACUUCCUGGCCGUGGAAAAGCACCGCGCGACGUUCCUCGCGCCCGUGGGCAUCGGCGUCUCCGUCUUCAUCGCGCACAUGGCCGGCACCAACUUCACCGGCACGGGCAUCAACCCGGUGCGCUCGCUCGGCCCGGCCAUUGUCACGGGCAACUUCCACGGCUACCACUGGAUCUACUGGCUGGGGCCGGUCCUCGGCGCCCUGCUCUCCUUUGGCGUCUACUCCUUGCUCAAGGUGCUCGAGUACCAGGUGGCCAACCCGGGCCAGGAC